Molecule: messenger RNA, 7935 nt
Organism: Lacerta agilis (Sand lizard)
Lineage: Eukaryota; Metazoa; Chordata; Lepidosauria; Squamata; Lacertidae
Source: RefSeq, a predicted model, not a curated record
GGGGGGGGAGAGAUGCUGGUCAUGGCGGCGUCUGUCCUUCCUCGCGGAGGCGCUGGAGGAGAUGUUAAAGGGAUGCUGGCAGAAGGGGAACAAUCAGAAAUGUCACCACAAAGAGCCAAAGAGGAGGAGGAGCAAAGGAAGUUGGGGGCACAAGAUGAAGGUAGCAGGCGAGAGGGGAGACGAAACCAGAAAUCAGAUGGUGACUCUGGUACGUCUCAGGGUGGUGAAAAUCAAAUUCACAGAGAGCAGAAAAAGCAUGAAUGCACAGUGUGUGGAAAGAGAUUGGGUAGUCACUCAGCUCUUACUAUACAUCAAAGAGUGCACACAGGGGAGAAACCGUAUACCUGUUCAGAGUGUGGAAAGAGCUUCAGUCGGAGUGGUACCCUUACCUUGCAUCAAAGAACUCAUACGGGAGACAAACCUUAUACAUGUUCAGAGUGUGGAAAGAGCUUCGCUCAGAGUGGUACCCUAAUCUUGCAUCAAAGAACUCAUACAGGGGAGAAGAUGUAUAAAUGUUUGGACUGUGGAAAGAGCUUCAGUCACAGUAGUGCCUUUAUCUUGCAUCAAAGAACUCAUAUAGGGGAGAAACCUUAUACAUGUUCAGUGUGUGGAAAGAGCUUCAGUCACAGUGGUAACCUUACUUCACAUCAAAGAAUUCAUACAGGAGACAAACCUUAUACAUGUUCAGAGUGUGGAAAGAGCUUCAGUCGCAUCGACACCCUUACCUUGCAUCAACGAAUUCAUACAGGGGAGAAACCGCAUACAUGUUCGGAGUGUGGAAAGAGCUUCAGUCAGAGUGGUAACCUUACUUCGCAUCAAAGAACUCAUACAGGGGACAAACCUUAUACAUGUUCAAAGUGUGGAAAGAGCUUCAGUCGCAUCGACACCCUUACCUUGCAUCAACAAAUUCAUACUGGGGAGAAACCGCAUACAUGUUUGGUGUGUGAAAAGAGCUUCACUCACAAUAGUGCACUUACUAGACAUCAACAAAGUCAUCAAGGCAGGAAACCUUAUGAAUGCUGGGAAUGUGGCAAGAGCCUCAGUUGCAUCAAUUCCCUUUCCUCGCAUCAAAGACUGCACACAGGAGAUAAACCUUAUAAGUGUUUGGAGUGUGGCAAGAGCUUCUGUCGUGGUAGCCAACUCAUGUUGCAUCAAGGGACUCAUAUAGGAGAGAAACCGUAUGCAUGUUCAGAGUGUGGAAAAAGCUUCAGGUGCAGUAGCUCCCUUACGUUGCAUCAAAGAACUCAUACAGGCGAGAAACCUUAUAAAUGUUUGGAGUGUGGCAAGAGCUUCAGUUUCAGCAACUCCCUUACAUUACAUCAAAGAAAUCAUACAGGAGAGAAACCGUAUAUAUGUUCGGAGUGUGGAAAAAGCUUCAGGUGGAUCAGUUCCUCCCUUAAGUCGCAUCAAAGAACUCAUACAGGGGAGAAACCGUAUACAUGUUUGGAGUGUGGAAAAAGCUUCAGUUGUGGUAACUCCCUUAAGUUGCAUCAAAGAACUCAUACAGGAGAGAAACCGUAUACAUGUUCAGAGUGUGGAAAGAGCUUCAGUCACAGUUGCAGCCUUACCUUGCAUCAAAGACUGCACACAGGAGAGAAACCUUAUAAAUGUUUCGAGUGCGGCAAGAGCUUCUGUCAUGGUCGCAAACUCACAUUGCAUCAAAGAACUCAUACAGGAGAGAAACCUUAUAAAUGUUUGGAGUGUGGCAAGAGCUUCAGUUUCAGCAGCUCCCUUACAUUACAUCAAAGAAUUCAUAGAGGAGAGAAACCGUAUAUAUGUUCGGAAGAGGAGAAAAAGCAUGAAUGUACUGUGUGUGGAAAGGGAUUUGGUAGUCUCUCAACUCUGACCACACAUCAAAGAGUACACACUGGAGAGAAACCGUAUAAAUGUUUGGAGUGUGGAAAGAGCUUUAGUCACAGUGGUCACCUUACAUUGCAUCAAAGAUCUCAUACAGGGGAGAAACCUUAUACAUGUUCAGAGUGUGGAAAGAGCUUCACUCAAAGUAGUGGCCUUACCUUGCACCAAAGAUCUCAUACAGGGGAGAAACCAUAUACAUGUUCAGAGUGUGGAAAGAGCUUCACUCAAAGUAGUGACCUUUCUUUGCAUCAACACAUUCAUACAGGGGAGAAACCGUAUACAUGUUCUGAGUGUGGAAAGAGCUUCAGUCACAGCAGUGCGCUUACUAGACAUCAACAAACUCAUCGAGGCAGCAAACCUUAUAAAUGUUGGGAAUGUGGCAACAGCUUCAGUCGCAUCGACUCCCUUUCCUUGCAUCAAAAAAUUCAUAUAGGGGAGAAACGAUAUACAUGUUUGGAGUGUGGAAAGAGCUUCACUCAGAAUGGCACCCUUACGUUGCAUCAAAGAGUGCACACAGGAGAGAAACCUUAUAAAUGCUUGGUGUGCGGGAAGAGCUUCAGUCGUGGUAGCUCCCUUAUGUUGCACCAGCGAACGCAUACAGGAGAGAAAACGUAUACAUGUCCAGAGUGUGGAAAAAGCUUCAUUUGCAGUAGCUCCCUUAUGUUGCAUCAAAGAACUCACACCGGGGACAAACCAUAUAAAUGUUCCGAGUGUGGAAAGAGCUUCAGGAACAGGAGUCACCUUACUAGACACCAGAGAACUCAUACAGGGAGCAAAUCUUAAAAAUAGGAGAAAAAGCAUGAAUGUACAGUGUGUGGAAAGAGAUUGGGCAGUUGCUCAAAUCUUACUUCUCAUCAAAGAGUGCACACAGGGGAGAAACCGUAUACAUGCACAGUGUGUGGAAAGAGCUUCAGUGACAGGAGUUCCCAUAAGAGACACCGAAGAACUCAUACAGGGGAGAAACCGUAUACGUGUUCCGAGUGUGGAAAGACCUUCAGUCAUAGUCACAGCCUUACGUCGCAUCAACGAACUCAUACAGGGGAGAAACCGUAUACAUGUUCCGAGUGUGGAAAAAGCUUCAGUCGGAGUGGCCAGCUUACCGCGCAUCAAAGAACUCAUACAGGGGAGAAGCCUUAUACAUGUUCAGAGUGUGGAAAGAGCUUCACUCAAAGUGGUGGCCUUACCUCGCAUCAAAGAACUCAUACAGGGGAAAAACCGCAUACAUGUUCCGAGUGUGGAAAGAGCUUCAGUCGAAGUAGUGGCCUUAUCUCACAUCAAAGAACUCAUACAGGAGAGAAACGUUAUAAAUGUUUUGAAUGUCAAAAGAGCUUCAGUCACAGUUGUUCCCUUAUCUUGCAUCUACGAACUCAUACAGGGGAGAGACCUUAUACAUGUUCAGUGUGUGGAAGGAGUUUCAGUCACAGUGGUACCCUUACUAAGCACCAAAGAACUCAUACAGGGGAGAAACUGUAUACAUGUUCAGAGUGUGGAAGGAGCUUCAGUAACAAUUGUAGUCUUACAUCACAUAAAAGAUCUCAUACAGGAGAGAAACCCUAUACAUGUUUGGAGUGUGGAAAGAGCUUCAGCUACAGUUUCAACCUUACCAUGCAUCAACGAAUUCAUACAGGGGAGAAACCGCAUACAUGUUCUGAGUGUGGAAAGAGCUUCACUCAGAUCAGUGGACUUACUCAACAUCAACAGACUCAUCGAGGCAGCAAACCUUAUAAAUGCUGGGAAUGUGGCAAGAGUUUUGGUGAACUCGGCUCCCUUUCCCGACAUCAAAGAAUUCAUACAGGGGAGAAACGAUAUAUAUGUUUGGAGUGUGGAAAGAGCUUCAGCCACAGUUGGGACCUUACCGUGCAUCAAAGAGUGCACACAGGAGAGAAACCUUAUAAAUGCUUGGAGUGUGGAAAGAGCUUCAGUUGCAGCGGCUCCCUUACGUUACAUCAAAGAACUCACACAGGAGAAAAACCGUAUACAUGUUCGGAGUGUGGUAAAAGCUUCAGUGUCAGUAUCCACUUGCUGAGACACCGAAGAACUCAUACAGGGGAGAAACCGUAUACGUGUUCCGAGUGUGGAAAGCCCUUCAGUCAUAGUCACAGCCUUACAUCGCAUCAACGAACUCAUACAGGGGAGAAACCGUAUACAUGUUCCGAGUGUGGAAAGAGCUUCAGUCGGAAUGGCCAGCUUACCACACAUCAAAGAACUCAUACAGGGGAGAAACCGUAUACAUGUUCCGAGUGUGGAAAGAGCUUUCGUCAGUGUAGCAACUUUAAGUCACAUCAAAGAAUUCAUACAGGGGAGAAACCGUAUACAUGUUCAGAGUGUGGAAAGAGCUUCGCUCAAAGUGGUGGCCUCACCUUACAUCAAAGAACUCAUACAGGAGAGAAACGUUAUAAAUGUUUUGAAUGUCAAAAGAGCUUCUGUUCGAGCAGUACCCUUAUCUUGCAUCUACGAACUCAUACAGGGGAGAGACCUUAUACAUGUUCAGAGUGUGGAAGGGGCUUCAGUCACAGUGGUACCCUUACUAACCACCUAAGAACUCAUACAGGGGAGAAACCGUAUACAUGUUCAGAGUGUGGAAGGAGCUUCAGGAAGAAUUGUGGCCUUACGUCGCAUAAAAGAUCUCAUACAGGAGAGAAACCCUAUACAUGUCCAGAGUGUGGAAAGAGCUUCAGCUACAGUUACAACCUUACCACGCAUCAACAAAUUCAUACAGGGGAGAAACCGCAUACAUGUUCUGAGUGUGGAAAGAGCUUCACUCAGGUCAGUGGACUUACUAAACAUCAACAGACUCAUCGAGGCAGCAAACCUUAUAAAUGCUGGGAAUGUGGCAAGAGUUUUGGUCAACUCUACUCCCUUUCCCGGCAUCAAAUAAUUCAUACAGGGGAGAAACGAUAUACAUGUUUGGAGUGUGGAAAGAGCUUCAGCCACAGUUGGCAGCUUACUGUGCAUCAAAGACUGCACACAGGAGAGAAACCUUAUAAAUGCUUGGAGUGUGGCAAGAGCUUCACUCAGAAUGGAGAUGUUGAAGGGAUUCUGGCAGAAGGAGAACAAUCAGAAGUGUCACCACAAAGAGCCAAAGAGGAGGAGGAGCAAAGGAAGCUGCGAGUUCAAGAUGGAGGCAGCAUGCAAGAGGGAAGACGAAAGCAGAAGGCGGAGGGUGACUCUGGUACAUCCCAGGGUGCUGAAAAUGAAAUUCGCAGAGAGGAGAAAAAGCAUGAAUGUACAGUGUGUGGAAAGAGAUUUGGUAAAUGCUCAACUCUUACUUCACAUCAAAGAGUGCACACAGGAGAGAAAUCGUAUACAUGUACAGUGUGUGGAAAGAGCUUCAGUGACAGGAGUUCCCAUACUAGACACCAAAGAACUCAUACAGGAGAGAAAUCGUAUACAUGUACAGUGUGCGGAAGGAGCUUCAGUGACAGUAGUUCCCAUAGGAGACACAGAAGAACUCAUACAGGGGAGAAACCGUAUACAUGUUCCGAGUGUGGAAAGACCUUCAGUCACAGUCACAGCCUUACGUCGCAUCAACGAACUCAUACAGGGGAGAAACCGUAUACAUGUUCCGUGUGUGGAAAGAGCUUCAGUGACAGUAGUUCCCAUACUAAUCACCGAAGAACUCAUACAGGGGAGAAGCCUUAUACAUGUUCAGAGUGUGGAAAGAGCUUCACUCAAAGUGGUGGCCUUACCUCGCAUCAAAGAACUCAUACAGGGGAGAAACCGUAUACAUGUUCCGAGUGUGGAAAGUGCUUCAGUCGAAGUAGUGGCCUUAUCUCACAUCAAAGAACUCAUACAGGAGAGAAACGUUAUAAAUGUUUUGAAUGUCAAAAGAGCUUCAGUCACAGUUGUUCCCUUAUCUUGCAUCUACGAACUCAUACAGAGAGACCGUAUACAUGUUCAGAGUGUGGAAGGGGCUUCAGUCACAGUGGUCACCUUACUAGCCACCUAAGAACUCAUACAGGGGAGAAACCGUAUACAUGUUCAGAGUGUGGAAGGAGCUUCAGUAAGAAUUGUAGCCUUACAUCACAUAAAAGAUCUCAUACAGGGGAGAAACGUUAUAAAUGUUUUGAAUGUCAAAAGAGCUUCAGUCACAGUUGUUCCCUUAUCUUGCAUCUACGCACUCAUACAGGGGAGAGACCUUAUACAUGUUCAGUGUGUGGAAGGAGUUUCAGUCACAGUGGUACCCUUACUAAGCACCAAAGAACUCAUACAGGGGAGAAACCGUAUACAUGUUCAGAGUGUGGAAGGAGCUUCAGUAACAAUAGUAGUCUUACAUCGCAUAAAAGAUCUCAUACAAGAGAGAAACCCUAUACAUGUUUGGAGUGUGGAAAGAGCUUCAGCUACAGUUUCAACCUUACCAUGCAUCAACGAAUUCAUACAGGGGAGAAACCGCAUACAUGUUCUGAGUGUGGAAAGAGCUUCACUCAGAUCAGUGGGCUUAUUAAACAUCAACAGACUCAUCGAGGCAGCAAACCUUAUAAAUGCUGGGAAUGUGGCAAGAGUUUUGGUGAACUCGGCUCCCUUUCUCGGCAUCAAAGAAUUCAUACAGGGGAGAAACUAUAUAUGUGUUUGGAGUGUGGAAAGAGCUUCAGCCACAGUUGGGAUCUUACCGUGCAUCAAAGAGUGCACACAGGAGAGAAACCUUAUAAAUGCUUGGAGUGUGGCAAGAGCUUCAAUUGCAGCAGCUCCCUUACGUUACAUCAAAGAACUCAUACAGGAGAAAAACCGUAUACAUGUUCCGAGUGUGGUAAAAGCUUCAGUCUCAGUGGUAGCCUUACUAGACACCAAAGAACUCAUGGGGAGAAACCGUAUACAUGUACAGUGUGUGGAAAGAGCUUCAGUGACAGGAGUUCCAAUAAGAGACACCGAAGAACUCAUACAGGGGAGAAACCGUUUACGUGUUCCGAGUGUGGAAAGACCUUCAGUCAUAGUCACAGCCUUACGUCGCAUCAACGAACUCAUACAGGGGAGAAACGGUAUACGUGUUCCGAGUGUGGAAAGACCUUCAGUCAUAGUCACAGCCUUAGGUCGCAUCAACGAACUCAUACAGGGGAGAAACCGUAUACAUGUUCUGAGUGUGGAAAGAGCUUCAGUCGGAGUGGCCAGCUUACCACGCAUCAAAGAACUCAUACAGGGGAGAAACCAUAUAAAUGUUCAGAGUGUGGAAAGAGCUUCGCUCAAAGUGGUGGCCUUACCUCACAUCAAAGAACUCAUACAGGAGAGAAACGUUAUAAAUGUUUUGAAUGUCAAAAGAGCUUCUGUUCGAGCAGUACCCUUAUCUUGCAUGUACGAACUCAUACAGGGGAGAGACCUUAUACAUGUUCAGAGUGUGGAAGGGGCUUCAGUCACAGUGGUACCCUUACUAGCCACCGAAGAACUCAUACAGGGGAGAAACCGUACACAUGUUCAGAGUGUGGAAGGAGCUUCAGGAAGAAUUGUGGUCUUACGUCGCAUAAAAGAUCCCAUACAGGAGAGAAACCCUAUGCAUGUUUGGAGUGUGGAAAGAGCUUCACUAAAAGUGGGGGCCUUAAGUCACAUCAACAAAUUCAUACAGGGGAGAAACCGCAUACAUGUUCUGAGUGUGGAAAGAGCUUCACUCAGAUCAGUGGGCUUAUUCAACAUCAACGGACUCAUCGAGGCAGCAAACCUUAUAAAUGCUGGGAAUGUGGCAAGAGUUUCUCUCAACUCGGCUCCCUUUCCCGGCAUCAAAUAAUUCAUACAGGGGAGAAACGAUAUACAUGUUUGGAGUGUGGAAAGAGCUUCAGCCACAGUUGGGAGCUUACCGUGCAUCAAAGAGUGCACACAGGAGAGAAACCUUAUAAAUGCUUGGAGUGUGGAAAGAGCUUCAGUUGCAGCGGCUCCCUUACGUUACAUCAAAGAACUCACACAGGAGAAAAACCGUAUACAUGUUCGGAGUGUGGUAAAAGCUUCAGUGUCAGUAGUAGCCGUACUAGACACCAAAGAACUCAUACAGGGAGGAAAUCUUAGAAAUCUUGGGCCAAUGCAAAGAACUUUCGUGGCAAGGACUCCCUUACUAAACUGAAAAGUGAAAGGGUUAAUUAGCUAACCUGUAUAUAU